AUGCGGUGCUGGGUGCUGACGAGGCUCUUGACUGUGAUAUCGCUGAUAUCUCUCUGGCCAGGGGUUCUAGCGUAUGUCCCGCUCUCUGACGAGACGCUGCAACAUGGUCUUCCCCGUCCAGAGACCAGCGAUUUCGACAUACACACCGGAAAUCUCCUUGCGCCUAUAUUGAUUCCACGAGUUCCCGGCACCGAGGGCUCCAAGAAGGUCCUCCAGCAUUUCGUCGAUUUCUUCCGCACCUCUUUGCCGGACUGGUCAUUGACCUUCCAGAAUUCGACCGCGAAGACACCCACCCACGGAGACAAAGAGGUGCCGUUUGUGAAUUUGAUUGCCACUCGAGACCCCCCUUGGACACAGUCCGGCAAUGUCGGGCGCUUGACCUUGGUAGCGCAUUACGAUUCCAAGUACGAGCCGAAAGGAUUCAUUGGUGCGAUCGAUUCGGCGGCACCGUGCGCCAUGAUCAUGCAUGCCAUCAGAUCCAUAGACGCAGCUUUGGCAAAGAAGUGGUCUACGAUGCAAGAGCAGGGGUUUACGGAUCCUGAAUUUGAGGAGCAAAGGGGAAUCCAAGUACUAUUUCUCGACGGCGAGGAGGCUUUUCUCAGCUGGACUGCGACCGACAGUAUAUAUGGAGCCAGGUCGCUUGCCGAGGAGUGGGAGCACACCAUGCACCCAGCCACGAGUGUCUACAAAAACUACCUCGACUCUAUCGAACUGUUUGUGCUGCUCGAUCUUCUCGGGUCCUCAGAAGACCGUCCAAUUCCGUCCUGGCAACACACCUCUCAUUGGUCAUAUGUGAAAAUGGCCGAGGCCGAGCAACGACUUCGCAAGCUGGGCAUGUUCCGGAGUAACCCAUCGCGGACGUGGCUGCCCGAAAAGGAUAAGAAGGAGACGGAUAGAUUCGACAGCUAUAUUAUGCAAGACGAUCAUAUCCCUUUCAUCGCUCGGGGUGUCCAAGUCUUGCACCUCAUCCCCGCUCGGUUUCCUUCCGUCUGGCACACGAUGAAGGACGAUGGCGCGCAUCUAGACAUCCCCACGGUGGAAGACUGGGCUCUCCUUACUACAGUGUUUGCCGCCGAAUAUAUGGAGCUGGAGGGUUUCUUCGGAGACUCGGCAGCAGCUAAGUAUGACAAAAGGCAUGACGAGUUUACAAGUAAGGAUGAACUAUAG
Fonsecaea nubica is the source of this 1167-nucleotide messenger RNA. RefSeq lists its product as hypothetical. The transcript has a single exon. The record is from RefSeq and is a predicted model, not a curated record. Bases 1 to 1167 code for a protein of 388 amino acids. NCBI's taxonomy places the organism in Eukaryota, Fungi, Ascomycota, Eurotiomycetes, Chaetothyriales, Herpotrichiellaceae. Gene Ontology annotation, molecular function: glutaminyl-peptide cyclotransferase activity; zinc ion binding.